CAAAGAUUUGUUCGGCAUAACCCGCGUGGGUGACUGUCCUUCCAAGCGCACUAUGGUGGAUGUGCGUGCGGUUGCCAAGGCUAUUGAGGCACUAAGAAGCUCACACGUGUGCUGACGGAGGCGGAACCGCUUGAAGUGUAGUGCGUCGUCACUUCCUCACGCCAACGGUAUGAAGACCAGCAGCUACAUCUCAGCCACACCACCUGACACCCGUUCAUCGCCAUGGAGAGUGAACAGAAGCAAGUGUUAAACAUGCUUCAGCGACCCUUCCGUCUGCAAACUCGAAAACAGGAGAAACAACCACGAAGUAGCCGAAUCGUGGCUGCGCAUGUGAACCUGCUCAGUGCGCCAGGAAGAAGUGAAUCGGAGGUGCGUCUGAAUACCACAAUCUUGACGGGUCAUCCCAUUGUGUUUGAUGAGGGUACCCGUGUGGUAGAAAGCCAACCACCACCUCAGCCCCUUGCUCUUGCUCGCUCCAUUCCCAGAGGCACUGUCUUCUCUAUCUUCGUGAAGAGCCAUCGUUUGGCCGCCAAGGAACUCUGCGACUACUUCAUGGAGGCAAGUAGUGUGAAGGAGCUUGAGGAAAUGGUGGAGGAGGUGCAAGGAUUAGUCAAUGAGAAGCUUUUCAUCUUUGCCAUAUCAUUUGUAAUCACCAGGAAGCCGGAGAUGAGACAUCUGCGCCUGCCGAGCAUUGUGGAAAUCUUCCCCAGCAUGUUUGUGCCAGUGACGACCUUGUCAGAGAUGGAACACGAGGCCAAGAAAUCCACCCCUGACCAAAUUGUAGUAACAAAAUAUGGACCAGAGUUCUCCAGCACUCACCUCAAGCCUGAGCACCGAGUAGCCUACUGGCAUGAGGACUAUGGCAUCAAUUCCCACCACUGGCACUGGCAUCUUGUCUACCCUGUGGAUUUUGGUGUGAAGAAGGAUCGUAAGGGGGAGCUUUUCUUCUACAUGCACCAACAAAUGCUUGCUCGUUAUGACAUGGAUCGGCUGAGUGUCGGCCUGAACAGGGUGCAAAAACUGAGCAACUGGCGCAUCCCCAUCCCUGAUGGCUACUUCCCCAAGCUGACUAUCAACAACUCUGGCCAGACAUGGGGCUCCCGGCAGGACAACACAUUAAUGCAGGACUCAAGCCGAGUUGAAGUGAGGUCUAAGGUGUCUGACCUGGAGCAGUGGCACAGCAGGAUCAUGGAAGCCAUUCAUCAGGGUUAUCUUGUUGAUGAUAAGGGUAACCAAAUAAAGCUCACAGACACAGUCAAGCCACCUGAGAAGCGUGGGAUUGACCUCCUCAGUGAUGCAGUGGAGGCAGACAGCAGCCUCAGCCUCAACUAUUCCUUCUAUGGCAGCCUGCACAAUGUGGGACACAUGCUCAUUGCAGCUGUCCAUGACCCAGAUUAUUUUCAUCAGGAGAACCUUGGAGUUAUGUCAGAAACAGGCACAGCCAUGAGGGACCCUGUGUUCUACCGUUGGCACAAGUACAUUGAUGACAUUUUCCAGCAGUACAAGCUCACUCAGCCACCAUACACAGCUGAGGAACUGUCCCUCUCAUCAGUUGAGGUGGUGUCAGUGGCUGUAGAAUGCCAGAGUCAGAAGAACCAGCUGAUCACUGGCUGGAGCACUCGAGACUUUGAAGCGAGUCGUGGACUGGACUUUGACAAUAACAAGCCUGAUAAGCCAGUGAUAAUGCAACUCAAGCAUCUCAACCACCAUCCCUUUGUCUACAACAUUGAGGUGAUCAACAGCAGCAGUUUACCAAAGGAAGUGACAGUGAGGAUCUUCAUGGCACCCAAACUUAAUGAAAAAGGAGCUGAGAUGAACUUCAUGGAACAGCGCCUCCUCUGGGCUGAGAUGGACCGCUUUACCCACAAUUUGAAGCCUGGCCCAAACCACAUUCUGCGUUCCUCCACCUCCUCGUCCAUCACAAACUUGAAUGACUUCACCUUCCGUGACCUGGAGAAGCAGCCGAACCCAGACAACCUAGUUGCCCCUGAAAACACCCUCUUUAACUUCUGUGGGUGUGGCUGGCCCCAACACAUGCUGCUGCCACGUGGGAAGCAGGAGGGAAUGUCCUUUGAACUCUUUGUGAUGGUCACUGAUUGGAAUCAGGACAAGGUGGCACAGCCUGAUGGUGCCCGUUCCUGUUCUGCUGCUGCAUCAUUCUGUGGUAUUCUGGAUGCCCUCUACCCUGAUGGCCGGCCCAUGGGUUUCCCCUUCGACCGCCGCCCCUUGCCCAUGUUACUCAACAGACACGUGGAAAGAACCUCAGAUCUGACACGUCUCAGCAAUAUAGCCAUGCAAGAUAUCACCAUCACCUUCACCAAUGCUAAGAUCACCCAGUAAGGUGGAUGGAGUGGUGGUCUGUUGACUCACAGGCCCUGGAUGAUGUGGUGUUGGCUGAUGGUCCUGCUCUUCACCUCUCUGCAAACGUGACAGGUAUUUAGUCUUAAAAGAGCACUUGUGGAUCUAAAGAGGACUGUGUUGAGAGUUCCAGGGGCAAUGUAGGAAAUGGUCUGGUAAAAAACAUUGAUAAUGGUAAUGACAUAAUAAUGGUUUGAAUUACAUUUUCUGCAAGUUUUCCCUGCCAGUACAUGAAGUUUCUCUCUGAACUCCAUACAACAAGCCUGUACUGGGACAAGAAAGUUUUGUUUUAAUUGUUGUGUUCAGGUGUUGAGUAAGUAAAUGUGAGUUGAUUUCUUUAUAAGUAAUCAUAAAAAUUGCAACAACUUCCAUUUUAUGUUUGUAUACUUAUAGUUCGAAGUUCAAUAAAAAAAUUUUAUUCUCCUAUCCUUUAGUACUAACUUUGUUUUAUAAUGAAUAAAACACUUCACUCAA
Messenger RNA from Portunus trituberculatus (swimming crab), 2832 nucleotides. RefSeq names its product phenoloxidase 3-like. Bases 223 to 2340 code for a protein of 705 amino acids. Gene Ontology annotation, molecular function: oxidoreductase activity. The record is from RefSeq and is a predicted model, not a curated record. NCBI's taxonomy places the organism in Eukaryota, Metazoa, Arthropoda, Malacostraca, Decapoda, Portunidae. The transcript is spliced from 17 exons.